AUGGCAGUUGCCCCGCUAGAGAGCUCUAGCACCCCGCCUGACACUACAUCGACCGACACGACGCGUUCUCCCGGCGAUUCCAUGGAAGAAAUCGACCCCCAAUCUACUCGAAAGCGCCCCCGUCUCGAUAGUGGAAGCGGCGUCUGCGAAUCUUUAUCCCUCGUUAACGAGAUUGUGACGGUCCCCGAAUCUACCCCGGAUGCUCCUGCCAUAACAGACGAGGAAGCUCCUGUGUUGAAACGUUCGGCCAGCAGGAUGACUAUCAACAUGAAAUCCCCGGCGACGCCUCCCACUCCUAACACCCCCGACAACCCCACUCCAGACUCAGAGCAGAGCCUCGUCGAAGAGAUGGACCCUGUCGCCUCUGCGCAACCCAUCAGCGAACAACCGACAAAUGUCGUUUCAUUAUCGUCGUCGCCUGCCCAGAGCCCCGAAAUUGAGGUCGCGGAGCUGGAGGAUAUGGAUCAAGAUCCGAAUACCACAAGCUGGAAGCCUUUAGGUGAAGCGUUGAAGGUUCCUUCAGUGCCGGACGUCGUGCAGCUUCGCACCCCCGAACCCGUUGACUUACCGGGCAUCUUUCCGUGGCUUAGUGUUGAGCAAGAACCACGCGAGAAUUUGGCGGAAAUAUGUAUGGCGAUCGAAAAAGAAUCGCACGUUGAUACGAUGAUCUUCGGCGCAGUAAAACAGUGGUUCGACGAAGUGGUGAACGCGUUGGAGCAUUUAACUUCCGAUGUUUUCAUGGAAUCCCGGCAAUUUUGGGAUGAGAUCCCAAUAGUGUUGGAAAACUUGCUUCGCCGAGCGGAUGCAUUUCACUACGAUGAUGCCGCGGAAUUUUGGACAACUCUGGAAGAGCUCUGCCUCAACUAUAUUCGCCUAUCUCUUCACCUGAUGCAUAUGGAUACCCUUGUUCUGAGGCAGUCAGCCAAUGAAUCUGACCUGUCUGGACUCGAUAUAAUGUCGCGACACUACAUCCAAGCAUUUAGAUGGUCGUUGUCACUCGAGAGAACCCCUAUCUUCAGAACGAUGCGGACAAGAUAUCGCACCGCAGCUUCGAAUACGAUAGCGCGCCUCAUCGACCAGAUGACUAUUACUUCGCUCAACGGGCCGCAAUAUCUCUUGGAAUACGCCUCUUGCCUCACCGCGAUUAUCCCGCGCUGCUCACAGCUGUCCCAGACCCUGAUCGGGGUGUUGGAUAUUGCACGAUAUCUGGUAGAAUCUGGAAAUGACCGAAAUGACCCCGUGUUCGACUCUCUUCUCUAUCAGCAGGGCAUGGAAACGCUCUAUAACCUCGUACGCGCUGUGGAUGAGCAGUAUCAAGCCGACAUUGUGAAAAAAUCCCCUUGGGUAACGAUUGAUACAAGCCCCUUGGUUCUGGGUGAUAUUUCGGCUAUCUAUAUUGCCCUCUGCCACUGCGGCGAUGAGUUCGCCUUACGAAUAGCAGAAGAUCUGUCAAUAACCGCACCUCGAAACAUCGAGUUGAAAGAUCUGGCCUCUAUUGUGUAUUACGGAUGGAGAUUUAGCGUCCUUAAAAAGCACAUCAUUGACGGCCGGAUGGAGCUACGUGUCUCCGGUAUCGAGGCAAUGCAAACGGAUUUUGUACAAGUUUUCACUGUCCACAUGCAAUCCGACCCGGUUGCUGGGAUCGCCCAUCCUCUCGUCCAGUAUCUUGUCAGGGUUCUGCGCGAAAGUAAGAUUAUCGAUUACCUCGUCGGCGUUGAUUCGCAUCCCCAGUUGAUCAGCCGAAGCUAUAACGUUCUGGGAUUCUUGGUUAUUACAGAGGCAUAUACCGAUUCCGAUACCGACACGAUUUGGAAAACGGUCACAGACAGCCCAGAUCCCAGAACAAUAUCUGAAGUGCUCGGAAUGGUACAAAAGACGCUCAAUAUCCGGCUUCGUGAUCCAUCUAGGCUGCAUUCCUAUUGCUCUAAGAUGCUAGAGCUCCCGCUUGUCCGGUUUGAUUCCCGGAUGGUGGAAUUCUGCCACCAAGUGUUUGUUAACCUCUUUGAAAGCUAUAACGACAGAGAGGACCGCUUGAGCACAUUUUACAUCGAUAUACGGCCGCUACGUCUAUGUGUACGUCUGAUCCGUGAGAGUGCUGCUUCCGAGGACCUUGCCGCGGACCACAAAGCGCACCUGCAAAAGUUUGCCGCCACAAAGCUGGCCUGUCUAAUGGACAUUGGCAUCAGCGACGUGGAUAAGAUGGAUAUCUACGAGCGAUGUGUUCAGGAUAUCGCGGAAAGGAACCAGUUCAGCGUCGGCAGCAUACAGGCCCUCAAUGCUCUUCUCAGCCGCGACUCUCGAGAAAUCCGGAAACUUACCACAGAGUUCAACCUUACACAGCUGCUGAUAUUGGACUUGGCAGAGGUAGUGGAUGGGAGCCAACCAGAUGCUACAGAUACGUUUUCAUGGAAUGGAUUUCUGCCGCGUGUGCAGAUGAUUUCACGGAUCAUCGACGAAGCGCCAGAUUCCAUCACACCUGAACUCGGUGACAUUUUAUGGCAGAGAGUUUUCAUGUCUCGACUUCUCCCUCAACAUGGAAGAAGAGCCUUAUGGGAAACUCUGUGUAAUAUCACUGUGAACAGUGGGAAGGAGAAUGCCUUUAUUGACCAAUGCAUUCAGCACUAUCUCCCUCGCCUUUCGCCGCCUACGGAUUACUUUCCUGAAGUGCUCGCUUUUGCUAAGACGACCCUCAACUAUCAGAUGCGCUUCUGUCCUCCACCUGCAGCCAAUGAGAAUGAAGUGGUAACCAUCCCAGGAAUGGAUCGGAUUUGGAGCUUCAUUCUGACUGCCCCACCGAAUUCUAUCGAGAAUGAAGCCAUUGCGUUUGCCAUAGAGGUAUAUCUUGAUCAUCACAUCAUUCGCCGCUCUCCACGGUCAUCAGUUGAAGCUACACAUAUGAGCCUGGUUGAUCGCUGCGUAGAUCAACUCAAAUCCGCGGCCCAUAACCUCAAAUUACACUUGAAUAAGCUAAAUGACGGUGAAGGAACCAUGGCAUUGGAAGCUCGUACUGAGGAGAUAGUUGCCGAUGAGCUGGAAUUCAGCCGUUCCCUCUUUUUCCUUCGGCAAUUCCUCCAGGCUUUACGAGCCCGGCCUCAGUAUAGCCCACCACAGCAUUCUCCUCCCAGCCUGCCAAUCAACCCGCUGAAAGGCGACAUUGUCGAUAUUCGCUACCAGGCAUUUGAUGGUGGCUCGAGCUCGAAAGUCCGCUCAUUGCAGAUCGGCGAUUUGUCUACCGCGUCCGAGCUUGUCGAAGCUCUCACCAAAGUGACCGACUUCCCAAAGCUUAUGACGAUAUUCGGAGGACAGCGGGCUGAUCUACUCGACAAGCCAGAUCAAACAGUUCGAGACCUGAGGCUCGGGUCAGGGUUGUUGAUUGUCCGUCGAGACCCAAGUUGCCGCGGGACUCCAGGACGAAGGGCCCCACCCCUGACCUCAGUGGACACUGAAGUCCUGAAACAUUUUGAUGAUCUCUAUGACCUUCUCAAUCUUGACGAAAAAUUAGCCCGAGAGAUCUUCGAGUUUCUUGUGCUCUUUCCUCCCCAGGAAAAGGUCAUUAAUUUGGUCAAGUCAACAAACGAACCGGCGGAAACAAUGCUCCCAAUGUCUAAGCCAUAUAAUCUGCUGUACUCUCUAAAUGCCCUUACAGACUGUCUUCGAGCAGAAGCCUUGGAGCCAUCUCCGAGCGAACCCUUCAUCUCACACAGUAUCGAGGUCGUAGUUGCUACCCUGACGCGGCCCGAAAUUAUGGGAUCCUCGACGCUCUCGCGUACUCACGUUCAACUUGCUAUCAAUCUAGCCGAGUGUCUCUACAACGCAUUGUUGGUGAAACCAGCCGUGGCAGGUGACGUGCUUCAAAUUCCAGAUUCCGGCGCUCUGGUGGAGCAACUACUCCGUCUGAUGGCUGCCGGGCAAAAUGCAUUUCCCUCUCAUGCGAUCGAGCUUGACAGGUUUAAGCUGAUAUGGUACACUUUUGGCAUUCUCAUCGAAGGUUCUGUUCGCGACUCCAGCUUUUGGACGACGAUAAAGCAGCAAGUGCAGUUUGGACAGCUCAUUCUCUCUCUCCUUAUUGAAGAGCAACGCCACAAUGUCAGAAAGGGCGUGGCAGACCACAUCGGCCUCGUUUGCAGCCCUUCGAAGCAGCUCAAGAAAGCUAAGCUUCCAGCUUCGGAAAUGCAAGAAGCACGAAGCACGGCGAUUUCCGAAAACCCGUCCAGGAUUGAUAUUCUCGGAACGAUAUGGGAUGCUUUUGUUCUUACUUUCCCUCGGGUAUUGGACUUUUCGAAUCAGUCACAAGAAUUCUUUGAGAUUGCCCAUUCUGUGUUUUCAUCGGUUGCGGAGAAAUCACCCCGCGAUCUAGUAUUCAGCGACUAUCUUAAACAGUGGAGUGACAUCAUGUUGAGCCACAAGACGAAGGAGUUUGUUGGCCGCGAGCCUGUAGAUCACCUCAUACUCGGCUUUUCGCGUCUUCUAAGAUCAUGCCUAGAAAUCGCGAACUCGUCGGGCAUAAAGAUCGACACUUUCAAUCUCGUCGAGCAGAUCCUCGAUAAUUACCUUUUUCCGGAUCUUUCCCCUGAUCCGUCGCCCCCCUCUCAGCUUCUGAUCCCUCAAAUACCUGUGAUGCACACCCAGACACGGCAAGAACUGUAUAGUCUGGUUUUGCAGCUUUCUCAUGAUGAUGAUAACUACACUUACCUCAUCGAAAGGUUGAAAGACAUCAUUCCAGAAGACCAUACAUGUCAGUUCGGCUGGAAUAUUGACCGACAGAGAUUGAUCCGGUCCCCUGAAGGUUAUGCCGGCUUGAAAAAUCUGUCGAACACCUGUUACCUGAACUCACUUCUAAGCCAGCUCUUUAUGAAUGUUGAGUUUCGCGAGUUCAUGCUUGGGCUCAAUCUUACAGAUGGCUACGCGACUCAGCGCCUGCUUGAUGAGACGAAGAAGGUGUUUGCAUACAUGCAAGAAUCCUGGCUUAAGAGCGUGGAUCCGGAGGAAUUUGUCGACUCGAUUCGCACAUAUGACAAUGAACCUGUCGAUGUGACUAUCCAAAUGGAUGUGGAUGAGUUCUACAAUCUUCUUUUCGACCGUUGGGAGGCUCAGAUUUCCAGCCCUGAGGACAGGAAGCGAUUCAGAUCAUUUUAUGGCGGUCAACUGGUUCAGCAAAUCAAAUCGAAAGAGUGUCCUCAUAUCUCUGAGCGCCUCGAGCCCUUUUCAGCCAUUCAAUGCGAGAUCAAGGGGAAAGCAAGUCUCGAGGAGAGCCUGCAGGCUUAUGUUGAAGGAGAGAUCAUGCAAGGAGAUAACAAAUACUCUUGCACGUCUUGCGGACGCCAUGUUGAUGCUGUAAAGCGAGCUUGCUUGAAGGACGUUCCUGACAAUCUUAUCUUCCAUCUCAAAAGGUUCGACUUUGACAUGGUCACGAUGAUGCGCAGCAAGAUCAACGAUGAGUUUCAGUUCCCUGAGCGAAUCAACAUGACUCCUUUCACAGUUGAGUAUCUGUCGGAAUCAAACCAGGACAUCAAAGAGGACAUAUUUGAGCUUGUCGGGGUCCUGGUACAUAGCGGCACCGCCGAAUCCGGCCACUACUAUUCAUACGUCCGUGAGAGACCAACGGCAGGCGGAAGUGGCGGCACCUGGGUUGAAUUCAAUGAUGCCGACGUGAGUAGAUUUGACCCUCGCAGGAUUGGAGACCAGUGCUUUGGCGGUCUUAGCGAGUCCCUCCACUCCGCUUCUGGGGGCCACGUACGUUACAACAAGGCCUGGAAUGCUUAUAUGCUCCUCUACCAACGCAUUUCUAGCAUAGAUGCGGCCAGAUCGGUCUAUGUACCAGAGAGCAACCAGUAUCCAAUACGUGUACCGCUCCCAGUGUCGCUUGCCAAUCAUAUCGUGAUGGAGAAUGAGCUUUUUGUCAGAACUUACUGUCUCUUGGACAAUUCUUACGCUGUUUUUGUUCGCUACCUCUUCAAAAAGCUGAACGAGACCAAGCUGGCAAACAGUGCAAAGGGUGACAAGCUGUAUCAGUCGAUGAUAUUUAUCGCUCUCGACACUUUCGAACAACUGGUUUCGAGGACGAAAGAUUCUCCCAGUGUUGAGCUUAUUGUUGCGGAGCUCUACAGAGCCAUUAACGAAUUUUCGACAGGACCCCUCAGGUUUAUCCAGUGGGCUAGAAAAAGGCCGGCUGGCGUCGCACGCCUUUUGAAGAGCGGAAACCCAAGCGUCCGUGACAGUUCAGUCAGACUUUUCGUGAACGCUCUGUCAAAGCUCCGAGAACGCCAUAUCACUGCAGAGGAUGCAACUGAAAAGUUGGAGCGGGAAUAUGACUACUUGGAGGGACUUGAACAUAUUGUCGCUGGCCUCGACGCCAUGUGGCCGUCGCUUCAUAGUCUCGCUCGGUCGUGGGAAGAUUAUUUUGAGUUUUUAUUGUGCAUUGGAAGCUUCGGCCAAGAAGAAAUCGGGAUUCUACUCAACCAUGGUUUUCUUGUCAAAUGUCUGGAGAUUGUUUGGCUUGAUCACGAGGAUGCCAAAAGGCUAAAGCGGCAAUACGCUGCGUACUACAGGCUAAUCGAGAAAGGCCGGAAAUUUUCACACCAAAAACUCAUGGAUGUCAUGUCAGCACUGCUCGCCAAUAUCGACCUUACAGUGCGACCAAUCUCGGACGAUGAACGGGAGGCGCUUCUGAAUGGAAAGUUCUCUUUGACCGCCACGGAAAACAGCUUUAUUCGCCCUCUAGGAUCAAAGUAUGAGCUCACAUUUCUGAAGAAGAUCCUCCAGCAACACAGUAACCCCCCGGCAUGCAUGCGAAUCGUCAGUCUCUUUAUGGAGGCAGAGCCGGAAGCUGGUCUCAUGGACCCGAUAAUUCAGGUUUUGGAAGAAGGCCUGCGCAUUGAUCCUGCUGAUCGCUGCACACCAUUUUUGGAGGCAAGCUUGGUUGUGUGUAAGACAUGCCCUGAUGAAGAACGCAUCGUUGGCAUCAUUGACUAUGUCGCCAAAGGUGUUGAUACCAUCAACACCAGUGGGGGCAAAGAGCAUCUUGCAUUCUUCACGAACCUGUUAACGAGCCAUAAUCAACGCCUUGGCCUUGAUGAGAAAUGGUUCCUAUCCCGCGUCAUGGAUAUGGUCCCAGACUGGGCCCCCUGGCUGCUCUUGUACCCGGACAGGGCAGUAAGAGCAUUGACGGUAGAUACUCUGCGUCGCUUAUUGUUCAAUGACGAAACGACAGGCCUCGACGAAGACUGGCAGGCCCGUCAUGCGGGCAUUGCCAAGGACCUGGUCUUGGCCUGCGUUGGCAAACUUCGGGUUUUGUAUACCUCGGGUCGAGGUAAUGCCUCGCAGGGAAGAGUAUUGGACCCAAUUCGAACGGUGAUUGAACAUUGCCUGGGCACAUACUUCAAUGGUGAUGAGAAAGAUGAGAAUGUGGUGCAUCAAGCGCAGACGGUUCUAGCGGCUAUCGAAGAGAUGCCAGUCGAGCUCCCCGAAGAAUUACCAUCCGAGGAAUGGGAAGACAACUCGAUGAUUGCGAGCGACUCGGAGAUGGGGAUGGCAGGAACACCCUAG
This is a messenger RNA of Aspergillus calidoustus, 7545 nucleotides long. Lineage: Eukaryota; Fungi; Ascomycota; Eurotiomycetes; Eurotiales; Aspergillaceae. The record is from the annotation of a GenBank genome assembly.